Messenger RNA from Entelurus aequoreus (snake pipefish), 4266 nucleotides. RefSeq names its product microtubule-associated protein tau-like. NCBI's taxonomy places the organism in Eukaryota, Metazoa, Chordata, Actinopteri, Syngnathiformes, Syngnathidae. The record is from RefSeq and is a predicted model, not a curated record. Gene Ontology annotation, cellular component: neuron projection. Gene Ontology annotation, biological process: microtubule cytoskeleton organization; neuron projection development. Bases 202 to 1965 code for a protein of 587 amino acids. The transcript is spliced from 17 exons. Gene Ontology annotation, molecular function: microtubule binding.
GCUCAUUGUCAGCAGCUCGUUUGUGCCGCCCAGCCGCCUCAACCUAAAAGCCCUACUCCUCACGGACAAGAAGAGGACAUACCUGCCCUGUCAUAACAGUGCGCCCUCAAGCAGACCCUCCAACGCCAUCAGUGCAAACAGCUCUUCGUGUUUGGUGAGCCGUUCUUUCCCCCCGCCGUCCCAGCAGGCAGGCAGGCAGCCAUGGCAGAUGGUCGGCAGCCAGAGGAGCACUGGGCCUCCAACGGCCGAGAGAACGGCGAGAACGGCCACUCCGCCUACAGCUACCGGGAGAACGGCUGCAACGGCGGCGCCGCCGCACACCCCGGGACAACAGUGGAUGACUCAGCCAAUUUGCCUCCCUCCCCUCCUCCCUCGCCGUCCGCUGGGCAGAUCGGGCCGGCGGCACAAGAAGAGAAAGUAGAGCCUGUCAGUGCUCUCUCUGCGGAGGAGCGGCAGCAGGAUGAGGAGGAAGUUGCCGGUUGCCAGGAGGAAGUGACAUGUGAGCACCCGGGCUCUCUGCUCUUAGAGCAGACAGAUUUGGUAACAGAACCGCAGGCUUUAGGCUGCGAGCAAGUCCAAACGCCUGAGGGUCUCAAUGGAGGAAGUCCUCACAGGGAGCAAAGUCCAUCACAAGAAGGCGUUGAAAGCUCCCAGCCUUUAAGUGUCCACCAGUCCAGGGAGAGACCAACUCCUCUGUCUUUGCACCUGUCUCGUCAGAGAAACUCUAGCCCCACACGGCCUGUUAUGUUAAAGAUGGCAGUGCAGCGCCGGGGGUCCGAUCAGCAAUUACCCCGCCCCGCCUCUGCCUGUGGUCCUAAACGGGGCCCCCAGGUGGAGGCGGUGCUCAGUGUGGCCCGCCCCACCUCUGCAUGCUCCCACCCUCUGCCAAAGGAGAGAGCGUACCGCAGCCCGGAGAAAAGGUCAUCUCUUCCAAGGCCGUCCAAGUCUCUGACCCGCCACCUUCCGGCUGCUGAACAAGAGGAGAGUAGCCCCUGCAGGCCAGCCUCUUUCAGCAGCGAGGCCAAGGCCGACAGCAGGUCUGGAAGGGCCCCUAGUAUGUCAGGUACGGACUCGGGACGUCCCUGGUCGGCCCGCAGCGGCACCUCCACCCCCGGCUCCUCGGCGGUCACGCCCGGCAGCCCCCCAAACUACUCCUGCCGCACGCCUGGCUCGCGCACCCCCGGCAGCCACACGCCCAAGUCCUUCAGCGUUCUGCAGGAGAAGAAGGUGGCCAUCAUUAGGACUCCGCCCAAGUCGCCUUCCUCGGCCCAGCGACAGCUGAAGGUUCUUAACCAGCCCCUUCCUGACCUCAAGAAUGUAAAAUCCAAGAUCGGCUCCACCGCCAACAUUAAACACCAACCCAAAGGUGGACAGGUGCACAUUUUAAACGAGAAGGUGGACUUCAGUCAUGUUCAGUCAAAGUGCGGCUCCAAGGAUAAUCUGAAGCACGCGCCCAAAGGAGGCAAUGUCAUGAUUCCGAGCGUUAAAUUGGACUUUAGCCAUGUUCAGGCUAAAUGUGGUUCCCUGAACAAACUCCAGCAUGCUCCAGGCGGAGGAAACGUUCAAAUCCAGACCAAGAAAAUCGACUUGAGCCACAUCACUGCCAAAUGUGGCUCCAUGUCCAACAUCCGCCACAGGCCAGGCGGAGGAAACGUGCGAAUCGAGAAUGUGAAGCUGGACUUUAAAGACAAGGCUCUUGCCAAGGUCGGCUCAAUGGACAACGCCAGCCACACGCCAGGAGGCGGGAAUGUGAUGAUUGAGAGCCACAAGCUGAGCUUCCGGGAGACCGCCAAAGCUCGGGUGGACCACGGCGCAGAGAUCGUCAUCACCCACUCCCCCGGGCUGGAGCCGGGCGGCACCUCUCCUCACAUGUCCUCCGCCGGCAGCAUCAACCAACUGGAGUCGCCACAACUCUGCACGCUGGCCCAAGACGUCACCGCCGCGCUGGCCAAGCAGGGCUUAUGAGCGACCUUCGUCCCGAUCCCGACUCAUUCCUUCUCAAUCAUCCAGUGUUCUCCCAUGGCCCGCCCUAGACCCUCCCCCUCCACGUCUGCUUCCCAGAGGGAUUUUAACAAGGGAAUUCUCCGAUUGAUCUCCACGCACCUGCUUUAAAAGUUACCGUUUUCUUUCCGUCUUUGGACUUUUUGUCUUUAUGCCCGAAAGAGGGCUUAAGAUUGUAUACAGUAAGAAGUGGAUCCAUUUGGCCCCAUUCGUUGCAAUUUACCUGACACAUGAAACGUGACACAUUGGGUUGUUGCUUUACCUACUUAAACCACCAGAUGGCAGAGUAUCUUAAAAUGUGUUUUAUGGCAAUUCCAACUUCGACCACGGUUUCAGCUUGUUCUGUCUUCAAUGACUAUACAAACUGGACUGGUUGAGCUUUACCCUACUCACAGGGAACUUUUAUUUAUCAGUUGCCAUUCAACAUAUACAGUGCGUCACUCUAAAACCCUCCGGGUAGGAACAACACACAUACAAGCAAUUCCUAUUGCUACAUCCGUUUUCUUUUAAAAAAAAGACAGUAUUUAUUUUCAAAUAUUAAAUCCAACAAAAUUCACUUUUAAGUUGCUACUAUACAAACUCAAAAUAGUAUGCAUUUUCAAAUUGCUACAACCACAGCGUAUGUAGAGUGACGCUUUCCAUCAUUUUCAGCAGACUGCACUGUAAAAACUGAAAUCUCAGUAAGAUUAAAUAUCUCAAAUAAGGGUGAUAUUUGCAUAUUUUCUGUCUGAUAAGAUAAUUCUUCUCACUAAGCAGAUUUUAUGUUAGAGUGUUUUACUUGUUUUAAGGGUUUUGGUCCUAAAUGAUCUCAGUAAGAUAUUACAAAGAGAUUUGAUGACCUAUAUUGAGUAAAACAUGCUUGAAACUAGAAUAUCAACUGUUGCAAAGCUGUGUCAUCAACACUCACGAGUGUAAAACUGCUUUUUUAAAGUAAUAAUUUCUUAUUUCAAGCAUGGAAAAAAUAAGUCAUGACUUUGACACAAUUGUGUCUCAUAAUUAAAACAGAUGACAGCCAAAUGGACUUUGCUGUUUUAUUUUCAAUGAAACAAUAGAAAACACGUACUCAUAUAGUAGUACAGUUGUUAUUAGUGAGAAUAUACUUAUUUUAAGGUAUUUUUGGGUUCAUUGAGGUUAGCUAAUUAGGGUCCGCCCUGUACCCUGUACAAAGGACUCCCCCAGGGAGUCCUUUGUACAGGUUACAAAGGAACCUAUUGUUAUUGUAAGGUUUUAUUAUUAUUAUUAUUAUUAUUAAUAUUAUUUUACCGACCCCACAAAGAACGCUAAUUUGACCCACUUAACAUGCUCCAAAACUCACCAAAUUUGACACACACAUCAGGACCUGCGAAAAUUUCAAUAAAAUAAAACAACCAAACCCCAAAAAUCAAAAUUGGGCUCUAGCGCCCCCUAGGAAAACAAAACAAAACUGCCUGUAACUCCCACUAGGAAGGUCGUAGAGACAUGAAACAAAAACCUGUAUGUAGGUCUGCUUUAGACCUACAACUCAUAACGACACAUUCUCGGGCGAAAACCAACAGGAAGUUGGCAAUUUCCCAUUUUAGACAAAAAUGUACUAAAAACACUGCUUUUUACGUUUUUUUUUUACUUGUUUUGGAAAGUCUUGACAAGCCAUAUUUUCUUAUUCUAUUGGCAGAUAAUUUUGCUUAGUUCAAAUAAAAUACCCCUCAUUUUUGUAUUUUUUUUUUUUCUUGUUUUUGAACACUGACUUUUUGCAGUGUGCUUUGCAAAAUGAUUAACCUCCCCUCUUCCUCUCACGUGAGAUCCACAAGUUAUGGGGCCAUAUGAAUCCCUUCCCUGCUGUAGUUUUUUUUUAAUUUUUUUUUUAUUUUUCCCUCCUCUUAAAGUAUUUUGCCGCUAUCUAGAAAAGGGAUUUGGAAACAUGGAAAAGCUACUAGCGUCCAAUCAGAGCGUCUGAUGAGCAUGUUUGUUUAAAAUGUGUGACAUUUGAAGAAAAAAAAAAGGUUGUUUGCGAAUAUUUGCUGGCCUGUUUGGCAAACUUGUGUUUUAUGUUUUUAUAAUGUAGUUUUGUACAUUGGACAGGCCCUGCAGUCCUCAAAUAGGAGUCUUUUAAUUUCCUAAUUUCUUCUUUUUUUUUCUGUUUUGUAAAUGAGCCUAGGCAUGGAGAAGACGAAAGUUCUUUUUGGAGCGGUGUGUCGUUCAAGCCCCUCAUGUCCCCUCCCUCCACAAAGAAUGGAAAAAAAAGGGAAGAUGUAUGUGUUGUAUGUGAAAACAUUCCGUGGGGGGGGG